Molecule: messenger RNA, 1396 nt
Organism: Raphanus sativus (radish)
Lineage: Eukaryota; Viridiplantae; Streptophyta; Magnoliopsida; Brassicales; Brassicaceae
Product: pheophytinase, chloroplastic
Exons: 8
Coding region: 70-1200 (376 amino acids)
Source: RefSeq, a predicted model, not a curated record
AACCGUUUUGAGAGCAAAAGAUAUCAAUGUUUCUUCUCUCUGUUCCAUGAAACAGCCCGAAACCAAGUCAUGGCAAACAUCAGAGCUUUACCACUAACCAGUUUGGAAACAUCGCUGCUCUUCGGUAAAAGAAGAGUUCUUGUCAAGAACACUUCGACUAUCAGUUUCACGGAAACCCAUUUUCUCCGACAGUCGAUUCCGACAGGCAUCGUACCAUCUCGGACUCCAAAGGGAACUGGGUCCGUCUCAUGUUCUUCUGCCACAGAGAAAGCUUCUUCUACCUUCGAAGAUGUUUCUCCCGAAGUUCGAACCUUGACAUGGAACUGGAAAGGUUAUUCGAUUAGAUAUCAGUGUGCUGGAACCAGUGGUCCUGCCUUAGUCUUGGUUCAUGGUUUCGGUGCUAACAGUGACCAUUGGAGGAAGAACACACCUAUUCUUGGCAAAUCAUAUAGGGUCUACUCAAUCGAUCUUAUCGGGUAUGGAUACUCAGAUAAACCGAAUCCUCGUGAGUUUGGAGGAAAACCGUUCUACACUUUUGAGACAUGGGGUGAUCAGCUCAAUGAUUUCUGUCUUGAUGUGGUCAAAGACGAAGCCUUUUUUAUAUGCAACUCUAUCGGAGGACUUGUUGGUCUUCAGGCAGCAGUGAGUAAGCCAGAGAUAUGCAGAGGGCUUAUGCUUAUCAACAUAUCUCUCCGUAUGCUUCAUAUCAAGAAACAACCAUUCAUUGCAAGACCUUUCAUCAGAUCCUUCCAGAAUUUACUUAGGAAUACUCCGGUUGGGAAACUAUUUUUCAAGAGCAUUGCUAAACCGGAGACUGUAAGAAGCAUUCUUAGCCAGUGUUACCAUGAUAGCUCUCAAGUGACGGAUGAACUAGUUGAGGCAAUUCUAAAGCCAGGUCUUGAGCCUGGUGCUGUUGAUGUCUUCCUUGAAUUCAUCUGUUACUCUGGUGGACCGCUUCCAGAGGAUUUACUCCCACUGGUCAAGUGCCCUGUUCUGAUUGCGUGGGGAGAAAAAGAUCCAUGGGAGCCAAUCGAGCUUGGACGAGCUUACGGUGAUUUUGAUGCGGUUGAAGAGUUCGUUGUUCUGCCUGAAGCCGGCCACUGUCCUCAGGACGAGAAGCCGGAAAUGGUGAAUCCACUUAUCGAAUCAUUCGUUGCGAGACAUUCAAAGUCCAGUACAGCCCUUGCUCGAGACAUAUGAUCUCAGUUGCUAUCUUUACUCUUCUUGUUUACAUUUUUUAAUAUCUGUACAGAAACAUAUCUUCUGAACCAGCACAAACCAUGCAUGAUACUGUCCCACGUUUGAGAACUCAAUGUGACAAAACAGUGAAUGUAUGCAUAGAUACAUUUGAUGAAGUAGAGAGCUCUGUAAAAGAAACAAAACCUUUUACUCUAGA